GAUAUUGAGGAUAUUAUGAAGGAUUCUUACUUGAAUAUUUUACGGUUUUAUGUUACAAGUGAGGAGAUUUGUUCCGGAUUUCAUCCAGUAGUGACUGCACCCGUAGAAAAAGUAAAGAUGUCGAUUUACACGGAAGAAGAAUUCCAAAGCAAACAGUACAGAUGGAGAAAGGACAAUGGAAAUAUACUGGUCACGAUUGUAUCUCAGCCGUUUCGUCUCGGCCAUGCAGAUAAGGAGACGAAAAUCACAGAAACCGACCCCCAAGAUGGAAGUAAUAAGGAUAUAGAUGCUCUUCACUUGAAAAAAUUCUUUGAAGAAGAAAAAGAAAAGUUUCCGGUAGCAGUAGAUUGCAAAUUUAGGCAAAACAUUGACUUUGAUGCCUAUAUCAAAGAUUAUAUUGAGAUAAUGGAGGACAAGGACAAGAAAUUUGAUAAGUAUGAAAAGUAUGACUGUUUUGUCUUUGUUUUCUUGACGUAUAUCGAUGACGAAAAGCUGCAUUUCCAUGAUAAAUGCAUACCUCUAGAGGAGAUACUGAACAAAGUGAAAGCACAGGAGGUAACAAGAGGAAAACCAAAGAUCUUCCUCGUCCAAUCCGAUGAUAACACCUUGCUUGGAGUAAAAACAUUACCCAAAGGUCCUGUCGAGGUUAUAGAGAGAAAAAUACCACAGGAUGCUGACAGAUUCAUAAUCCAAUCAACAGUACCACAGGGGAUCGCAAACAGGAAUACUUCAUCCGGCACCAAGAAUCCGUCGUUCCUUAUUCAAGCCUUUACGCAGGCAUUAUCGGAAAACUGGGAGCGGGAAGAACACAAAAGAGAGGACUUCCUUUCCUUGUCAACCGAGAUAAAUGGGAAAGUGGAUGAUAUGAUAAGAAGUUCAGGAGAUAACAGGGCCGGUGAUAUGCAGGUUCCUCUUGUCACUUCAACGCUGACAAAACAAUUGCUAUUUUAGGUGGUAUUGUGUUGGACAGUUCCUUUAAAAGACUAAUAUAUGCUGAAACAGUAUUAUCAUUCUUUAAAAUAGCGUUUUAUUAGCUCACCUGAGCAAUGCUCAGGUGAGUUUUUCUGAUCGCUCGAUGUCCGGCGUCCGUCGUCUGUCUGUCUGUCGUCUGUCUAUCGUCCGUCAACAUUUAGCUUGUGUAUGCGAUAGAGGCUGUAUUUUUCAACUGAUCUUCAUGAAUUUUAGUCAGAAUGAUUACCUUGAUGAAAUCUAGGCCGAGUUCGAAAAUGGGUCAUCUGGGGUCAAAAACUAGGUCACUAGGUCAAAUCAAAGAAAAACCUUGUGUAUGCGAUAGAGGCUGUAUUUUUCAAUUGAUCUUCAUGAAAUUUUGUCAGAAUGAUAACCUUGAUGAAAUCUAGGCCGAGUUCGAAAAUGGGUCACCCGGGGUCAAAAACUAGGUCACUAGGUCAAAUCAAAGAAAAACCUUUUGUAUGCGAUAGAGGCUGUAUUUUUCAAUUGAUCUUCAUGAAUAUUGGUCAGAAUGAUUGCCUUGAUAAAAUCUAGGCCGAGUUCGAAAAUGGGUCAUCUGGGAUCAAAAACUAGGUUACUAGGUCAUAUCAAAGAAAAACCUUGUGUAUGCGAUAGAGCCUGUAUUUUUCAAUUAUUCUUCAUGAAUAUUGGUCAGAAUGAUAACCUUGAUGAAAUCUAGGGUGAGUUCGAAAAUGGGCCAUCUCGGGUCAAAAACUAGGUCACUAGGUCAAAUCAAAGAAAAACCUUGUGUAUGCGAUAGAGGCUGUAUUUUUCAAUUGAUCUUCAUGAGUGUUGGUCAGAAUGAUUGCCUUGAUGAAAUCUAGGCCGAGUUCGAAAAUGGGUCAUCUGGGGUCAAAAACUAGGUCACUAGGUCAAAUCAAAGAAAAACCUUGUGUAUGCGAUAGAGGCUGUAUUUUUCAAUUGAUCUUCAUGAAUUUUGGUCAGAAUGAUAAUCUUGAUGAAAUCUAGGCCGAGUUUGAAAAUGGGCCAUCUGGGGUCAAAAACUAGGUCACUAGGUCAAAUCAAGGGAAAACCUUGUGUAUGCGAUAGAGGCUGUAUUUUUCAAUUAAUCUUCAUGAAUUUUGGUCAGAAUGAUAACCUUGAUGAAAUUUAGACCAAGUUCGAAAAUGUGUCAUCUGGGAUCAAAAGCUAGGUCACUAGGUCAAAUCAAAGAAAAACCUUGUGUAUGCAAUAGAGGCUGCAUUUUUCAACUGAUCUUCAUGAAAUUUAGCCAGAAUGAUAUCCUUGAUAAAAUCUAGGCCGAGUUCGAAAAUGGGUCAUCUGGGGUCAAAAACUAGGUCACUAGGUCAAAUCGAAGAAAAACAUUGUGUAUGCAAUAGAGGAUGUAUUUUUCAAUUGAUCUAGAGUGAUUUCGUCAGAGUGAUUGCCUUGAUGAAAUCUAGGCCGAGUUUGAAUAUGGAUUAUCUGAGGUCAAAAACUAGGUCACUAGGUCAAAUUAAAGAAAAAUCUUGUGUAUGCGAUAGAAACUGUUUUUUAUCCCCCCGUCAAAGGCGAAGGGGAUAUUAGAAAUGCUCUCCGUCCGUGCGUCCGUCCGUCCGUCCGUGCGUCCGCAACAAUCUUUGUCCGGAGCAUAACUCCAAAAGUACUGGAGGGAUUUUCUUCAAAACUUCAUACACUGAUAGAACACAUUGGGAGGAAGUGCAGUGUGCAAGAACAAUAACUCUACCUUGCCUAUUUUUUGAGUUAUUCCCCUUUAUCAUAUUUUCUUAAAAAAUUUGUUCGGAGCAUAACUCCAAAAGUACUGGAGGGAUUUUCUUCAAACUUCAUACACUGAUAGAACACAUUGGGAGGAAGUGCAGUGUGCAAGAACAAUAACUCUACCCUGCCUAUUUUUUGAGUUAUUCCCCUUUAUCAUAUUUUCUUUAAAAAUUUUGUCCGGAGCAUAACUCCAAAAGUACUGGAGGGAUUUUCUUCAAACUUCAUACACUGAUAGAACACAUUGGGAGGAAGUGCAGUGUGCAAGAACAAUAACUCUACCUGGCCUACUUUUUGAGUUUUUCUCCUUUAUCAUAUUUUCUUUAAAAAAUUGUCUGCAGCAUAUCUUUUUCAUGCAUGGAGGGAUUUUGAUAUAUCUUGGAACAAAUGUUCACCACCACGAGGUGGAGUGUCAUGCGCAAGAACCAGGUCCCUAGUUCUAAGGUCAAGGUCACACUUAGAGGUCAAAGGAUACAAGAAUGAAAACCUUGUCCGGAGCACUUCUUCUUCAUACAUAGAGGGAUUUUGAUAUAACUUGGCACAAAUGUUCACCACCACAAGGCAGAGUGUCAUGCGCAAGAUCCAGGUCUCUAGGUCUAAGGUCAAGGUCACACUUAGAGGCCAAAGGUCAGAUACAAGAAUGACUUUGUCCGAAGCAUUUCUUCUUCAUGCAUGGAGGGAUUUUGAUGUAACUUGGCACAAUUAUACACCAUCAUGAGACGAAGUGUCAUGCGCAGUUCCCUUCUUUAGAAUUACUUCCCUUUGUUGUUACUUUAAAUAGCUUUUAUUGUAACCUUUUCAUUACUAGUCGUAGGAAAAAAUCGAGACCACUUUUCAGUAGUACAACAUGCAUGCUACAUCCAAUUUUGAGGUGUAUUUUGACCAAUCUCUACCUAGUAAAGAUUUUUGUGUGGACUUACAAUUUUUUUUUUUUACAAACUAACUUCCAUUAGUUGUUACUAUAAAUAACUUAUAUUGUAACAUUUUUAUAAUUGACCACAGGGAAAAAACAAGACCACUUUUCUUUGGUACAACCUGGACUUUCCAAUUUUUAGAAAAACAAAAGACUUACAAUGAUUACUAAACAACCUCAAAAUUAAAAUUCCAUUUGCAAAUACAGCUGCUAGAGUAAAGAAAUUUGCUGUGACGGGCAUAUAUUAUGACAUUCUGGCACUCUUGUUCCCUGUUAGCUUUCCAUUCCUUCUUUUUACAGUAGCCAUAUAGAAAAACAUCAUACAGCUAUACUGUUCAUGAAGAUUAAUAAAAUUUAGCAGUAAACCACCUCACCACUGAAUAAUUCUUUCUUCCACAUCUUUAAAACCCCUGAUGUUGACCAUAACUAAACGGUUUUUCAAAGCUUCUCCCAAAAUGAAUACUUUCAGACACUAACUUGCCAGGAACUUUAGCCUUCAAUAAUAAUAUGCCCGGCGGGGGGAUUGGCCAUGUCUAACAUGGCCCUUGUUUUCAAUUGAUUUUUAUGAAAUUUGGUCAGGAUGAUUGCCUUAAUGAAAUCUAGGUCGAAUUUGAAUAUGGGUCAUCUGAGGUAAAAAACUAGGUCACUUGGUCAAAUCAAAGAAAAAACUUGUGUAUGUGAUAGAGGCUGUAUUUUUCAAUUGAUCUUCAUGAAUUUUGGUCAGAAUGAUUGCCUUGAUAAAAUCUAGGUCGAGUUUGAACAUGGGUCAUCUAGGGUCAAAAACUAGGUCAUAUCUAAGAAAAUGCUUGUUUUAUCGCAAGAGACCAAUUUUUUGGUCCAAUCUUAAUGAAAAUUGGUCAGAAUAUUUGUUUCCAUGAAAUCACUAGGUCAAACAUGUUUUACACUGUUAUGGUGUGUUUCUUAGGUGAGCGACCUAGGGCCAUCUUGGCCCUCUUGUUUGUAAACCUCGUAAUAUGGCAGAAAAGUGAAGCAAUAAAUUUAAACGGUUGUCACAGAAAAUGGAUAUUUCUGUAGUACGUGAAGGCUCCGGAUAAUUUUUAGACCUAUGAGUAUUUCCUCAUCAUAAUUUUUGUGAAUGGGUAAAAUGGUAAAAUCUGAAAUUUACUAAGGGUAAUGGACUUUUUUUCUCCUUUGACUUGCUUUGCUUAAAACACUCGCUACUUAAUCAAAAAGAAUAAACACAUGGUGAAAUAAC
Mercenaria mercenaria is the source of this 4814-nucleotide messenger RNA. RefSeq lists its product as uncharacterized. Bases 16 to 951 code for a protein of 311 amino acids. Gene Ontology annotation, molecular function: cysteine-type endopeptidase activity. The record is from RefSeq and is a predicted model, not a curated record. NCBI's taxonomy places the organism in Eukaryota, Metazoa, Mollusca, Bivalvia, Venerida, Veneridae. The transcript is spliced from 3 exons. Gene Ontology annotation, biological process: proteolysis.